CUGAAGAACGCACGCAGUGCGCAGGCGCUGUUACGCGGACGGGUAGCGCCGAGGGACGCUCCGUGCCGAUGCGCUCCGCUUCCUGCGAGGGAAAGGCCUGGCUUGAGACAAAGGGGGGGGAGGCGAGCGGGGAACAUCCGGGUCAUUAGCCGCCGCCGCCUGAAUCCGGGACACGCGCGGGAGCUGCUGCUGCGGCCGCUACUCGGAGGACCGUGAAGAUGUCGGGGAUCGCGCUGAGCAGACUUGCGCAGGAGAGGAAAGCCUGGAGGAAGGACCACCCGUUCGGUUUUGUAGCAGUACCAACAAAAAAUCCAGAUGGUACAAUGAAUCUCAUGAAUUGGGAAUGUGCUAUUCCAGGAAAGAAAGGGACACCAUGGGAAGGAGGCUUAUUUAAGUUACGGAUGCUUUUCAAGGAUGAUUAUCCUUCAUCACCUCCAAAAUGCAAAUUUGAGCCACCUUUAUUUCAUCCAAAUGUGUAUCCUUCAGGCACAGUGUGUCUGUCCAUCCUAGAAGAGGAUAAGGAUUGGAGGCCUGCAAUCACAAUUAAACAGAUCUUGUUAGGAAUUCAAGAACUCCUAAAUGAACCAAAUAUUCAGGACCCAGCUCAAGCAGAGGCUUACACAAUCUACUGCCAAAACAGAGUGGAAUAUGAAAAGAGGGUUCGAGCACAAGCCAAGAAGUUUGCACCAUCAUAAACUCCUGUCAUCCAGCAUCUUAAAGGAAGGGAUUAAUUAGCAAGAACUUGUUUACAAAACUUUUGCAAACCUAUUGUCACUAUGUACAAUUAAUAGUCACUUGGGGGGAGGGGGUUGUAUGUGUGCCAUUUUCCAUAUUCGCCACUUGUACACAGUUCUAAAUUUGCUGAAUCCCCCCCCCCGUUUUUUCAUACAGGGUCUCUUCCUUCAGUCUUUUGUAUUUUUGAUUGUUAUGUAAAACUUGCUUUUAUUUUAAUAUUGAUGUCAGUAUUUCAACUGCUGUAAAACUAUAAACUUUUAUACUUCUAUAAAUUCACUAAUAUCUCUAGUUUCUUUGCUCUCUGGUGCAGGCAUGCUUUAAUCUGUUUAGAAGUUUUAUUUUGCCUCUACUUGGCUGUAAGAAGAAAAAACAUGCCCUCCACCCCCUUUGGUUUUCUAUCAAUAAGAAAUUAGGUCGUUGUUGCUUAAAAGCUCAGAUCCAAAGUCAGUCAGCAUUUUGAUUCUGCAUCACUUCCUUUGUGUUUAUGGCGUUUUGUCUGUGUUGCUGUUUAGAGUAAAUAAACUGUUUCUAUAAA
Messenger RNA from Rhineura floridana, 1270 nucleotides. It is a transcript of the gene UBE2I, whose product is annotated as ubiquitin conjugating enzyme E2 I. Lineage: Eukaryota; Metazoa; Chordata; Lepidosauria; Squamata; Rhineuridae. Gene Ontology annotation, cellular component: nucleus. The record is from RefSeq and is a predicted model, not a curated record. Gene Ontology annotation, molecular function: SUMO conjugating enzyme activity. Gene Ontology annotation, biological process: protein sumoylation. Bases 219 to 695 code for a protein of 158 amino acids. The transcript is spliced from 7 exons.